AAGAGCUUACAAUUGAGGAUUGCCCCAAAUUGAUUAUGAAACUACCCACUUACCUACCUUCUCUUACAAAGCUCUCUGUUUACUUUUGUCCAAAAUUGGAGUCUCCACUUUCAAGACUUCCACUGCUGAAGGAAUUAGAUGUAGGAGAAUGUAAUGAGGCGGUCUUGAGCAGUGGAAAUGACCUCACCUCACUCACCGAGUUAAAAAUUUCUAGGAUUUCAGGGCUUAUCAAAUUGCAUGAAGGAUUUGUGCAAUUUUUGCAAGGGCUUCGGGUUUUGGAAGUAUCGGAAUGUGAAGAACUCGAAUAUUUGUGGGAGGAUGGUUUUGGAUCGGAAAACUCUCUUUCUCUUGAGAUUAGAGAUUGUGACCAACUUGUAUCCUUGGGAUGCAAUCUUCAGUCUUUGGAAAUAGAUAGAUGUGAUAAACUAGAGAGGCUUCCAAAUGGAUGGCAGAGUCUAACAUGCCUUGAAGUAUUGAGAAUUUUGGGUUGUCCAAAGCUAGCGUCAUUUCCAGAUGUAGGUUUCCCACCAAUGCUGAGAAUUCUUCGUCUUGAUGAUUGUGAAGGUCUAAAGAGUCUACCUGAUGGCAUGAUGUUGAAGAUGAGGAACGACAGUACUGACAGCAACAACUCAUGCGUCCUUGAAUUCUUGCACAUAGAGCAGUGUCCAUCUUUCAUUUGCUUUCCAAAAGGGCAAUUACCCACCACCCUUAAGAGUCUAAGCAUACGGGCUUGUGAAAAUCUCAAGUCUCUUCCAGAAGAAAUGAUGGGCAUGUGUGCCCUUGAACACAUUUUUAUAGAUGGGUGUCAUUCUCUUAUUGGAUUACCGAAAGGUGGGUUACCCGCCACUCUCAAGAGACUCACAAUAACUGAUUGUAGAAGGCUAGAGUCUCUACCAGAGGGAAUAAUGCACCAACAUUCCACCAAUGCUGCUGCUCUCCAAGCCUUGGCAAUCUCAAGUCUCAAGUCUCUUCCAGAAGGAAUGAUGCACUGCAAUUCCAUCGCCACCACCAGCACCAUGGACAUGUGUGCCCUUGAAUACUUAAAUCUACAUAUGUGUCCCUCUUUGAUUGGUUUUCCGAGAGGUAGGUUACCCAUCACUCUCAAGGAACUCCGCAUAAGUAAUUGUGAAAAGCUGGAGUCUCUACCAGAGGGAAUAAUGCACUACGAUUCCACAUAUGCUGCUGCUCUUCAAGGCCUGGCUAUCUCUCAUUGUUCAUCUCUCACAUCCUUCCCAAGAGGCAAGUUUCCAUCCACCCUUGAGCUACUUGACAUUAGGGAUUGUGAACACCUGGAGUCAAUUUCAGAGGAGAUGUUUCACUCUACUAAUAAUUCACGUCAAUAUUUAAACAUCGAGAGGUAUCCUAAUCUCAAAACCCUACCAGAUUGCCUCAACACCCUCACAAAUCUAAGAAUUGAAGAUUUUGAAAAUCUGGAAUUGUUGCUUCCUCAGAUAAAAAAGCUCACCCGUCUUACACGGCUCCAGAUCUCUAACUGCAAGAAUAUCAAGACCCCCCUAUCCCAAUGGGGCCUUUCCAGACUCGCCUCUCUUAAAAACCUCUGGAUUGGAGGCAUGUUUCCAGACGCAACUUCCUUUUCGGAUGACCCCCACUCGAUUCUUUUUCCUACAACUCUCACCUCCCUUACCCUUUUAGAAUUCCAGAAUCUGGAAUCCCUAGCCUCCCUGUCUCUCCAAACCCUCACCUCUCUUGAAUUUCUAGCAAUCUACAGUUGCCCUAAGCUCCGGUCGAUUUUGCCAAGGGAAGGACUAUUGCCUGACACCCUUUCACAACUGCGUGCGUGGGAUUGCCCACAUCUAACACAAAGGUACUCGAAGGAGGAAGGAGAUGAUUGGCCCAAGAUUGCCCACAUCCCCUCGGUGGACAUACAUGACUAAUCCAUCUGAGUAAUAAAUAAGUUCCUAAUGAGGUCAUUUACUGGAAAAACGGUGUCGAUUUGAGAAAGGGGAAGAAUGGCGUUAUAUAGAUCUCAUUCCUAAAAUAGUGAUCAAUGAAGUGCUAUUUUAAUCAAAGGGCCACUCCGCCAAUACACAGUCAGUGUUCAUUACAAGUAAUCGGGAUGAGCCUAGAUGUUUGAACUCUCCUUUGGUUCAGCAGCUUGCACUGAUUGGGCGUCCAUGUAAAAUGUGCUCUAACCAAGUGGAUUUCUUCAAAAGGAAGUGGAAUAUGAAGAAAUGAUAGAUUGUUCAGAUUUUGCCUGUAGAGGAAGGGAGAUUGCUGGGUGCUCAACACUUGAUGCUCAUUGCUCUGUUCAAGAAGAAUAAGAAAC
Vitis riparia (riverbank grape) is the source of this 2287-nucleotide messenger RNA. Its product is annotated as disease resistance protein RPP4-like. Bases 36 to 1895 code for a protein of 619 amino acids. Lineage: Eukaryota; Viridiplantae; Streptophyta; Magnoliopsida; Vitales; Vitaceae. The transcript has 4 exons. The record is from RefSeq and is a predicted model, not a curated record.